This is a messenger RNA of Miniopterus natalensis, 2330 nucleotides long. NCBI's taxonomy places the organism in Eukaryota, Metazoa, Chordata, Mammalia, Chiroptera, Miniopteridae. The record is from RefSeq and is a predicted model, not a curated record.
UGAUGGUGACAGUGCCUACGUGGGGAUGAGUGACGGAAACCCAGAGCUUCUAUCAACCAGCCAGACCUACAACAGCCAGAACGAGAGCAACGAAGACUAUGAGAUUCCCCCAAUAACACCUCCCAACCUCCCAGAACCUUCCCUCCUGCACCUGGGGGACCACGAAGCCGGCUACCACUCUCUGUGCCACAGCCUCGCGCCCAACGGACUGCUCCCUGCCUACUCCUACCAGGCCAUGGACCUCCCGGCCAUCAUGGUGUCCAACAUGCUGGCCCAGGACAGCCACCUGCUGUCGGGCCAGCUGCCCACGAUCCAGGAGAUGGUCCACUCGGAGGUGGCUGCCUAUGACUCGGGCCGGCCAGGGCCCCUGCUGGGCCGCCCAGCGAUGCUGGCGAGCCACAUGAGCGCCCUCAGCCAGUCCCAGCUCAUUUCUCAGAUGGGCAUCAGGAGCGGCAUCGCCCACAGCUCCCCGUCGCCCCCAGGGAGCAAGUCAGCCACCCCCUCUCCUUCCAGCUCAACUCAAGAGGAGGAGUCAGAAGCCCAUUUCAAGAUGUCAGGAGAGAAGAGACCAUCGGCUGACCCGGGAAAAAAGGCCAAGAACCCAAAGAAGAAGAAGAAGAAGGACCCCAACGAGCCACAGAAGCCGGUGUCUGCCUACGCUCUCUUCUUCAGGGACACUCAGGCUGCCAUAAAGGGGCAGAACCCCAGCGCCACCUUUGGGGAUGUGUCCAAAAUCGUGGCCUCCAUGUGGGACAGCUUGGGAGAGGAGCAGAAGCAGGCCUAUAAGAGGAAGACCGAAGCGGCAAAAAAGGAAUAUCUGAAGGCUCUGGCAGCCUACCGGGCUAGCCUGGUCUCCAAGAGCUCGCCGGAUCAGAGUGAGACCAAGAACGCUCAGGUGAACCCACCAGCCAAAAUGCUCCCACCCAAGCAGCCCAUGUACGCCAUGCCCGGCCUGGCCUCCUUCCUGACGCCGUCAGACCUGCAGGCCUUCCGCAGCGGGGCCACCCCUGCCAGUCUUGCGCGGACACUGGGCUCCAAGUCUCUGCUGCCAGGCCUCAGCGCGUCCCCGCCACCACCACACUCCUUCCCGCUCAGCCCCCCACUGCACCAGCAGCUGCCACUGCCCCCCCACGCCCAGGGCACCCUCCUCAGCCCACCUGUCAGCAUGUCCCCAGCCCCCCAGCCUCCUGUCCUGCCCACUCCCAUGGCACUCCAGGUGCAGCUGGCUAUGAGCCCUUCACCUCCAGGGCCACAGGACUUCCCUCACAUCUCCGAGUUCCCCGGCGGUUCCGGAUCCCGCUCACCUGGCCCAUCCAACCCCCCGAACAGCGGAGACUGGGACAGCAGUUACGCCAGCGGGGAGUGUGGCAUCAGCACUUGUAGCCUGCUCCCCAGGGAUAAAUCUCUCUACCUCACCUAAUCCCGCCUCCCCUCUCCUCCCUGAGGCUGCUGGAGGGGCCCACAGCAGAAAAGAGGCCUUGGCAGGAAGCAGGGUGACCAUGAAGAGAGAAAGAACAGUGACAUGCUAAUGUCCCACGGCUGAGUCUCUUCCUCGACCUCUUACCAGACUCUGCAGAGGCCGCCCAACACCCGCCGCCAGCCCAAAGAACCUGCGGGAACCCUCUGCCCCAUGACCUGCUUGCUCCAGGGUUACCGUGGACCCCGCUCCUCGUCUGCGCACCGUCCCCUACGCCUGGACGUCUGGCCCCAGCCCGGGCUCACGCGGGCUGCCCCUGGAGGGGUCGCUGACCAACGGAAACCCCCCAGAUGCACGGGGCGGGGGCCAGCCCAGCCACAGAUGUGCAGAUACGGUUUUGCAGCGUGAACAAGAUUCUGAAACAUACACUGUUGGCUUUGUGUGAGUAGUUGACUACGUGACUUAGAACUGUGCUGAAGACAUCUGUAAGAUUAUUUUGUGUGUGGGGGGGAAAGUAGUUUCCUUUAAGGUAAAAAGCAUUUUCUAUGACCCUUAGCACAUGUUUUUUUAAGUUUUAUCUUAAGGGAGACGUGCACAAAGCAGCGACCAAACCGUUUCAUCGUCUGUACAAUAAAGAACCGGGGCGUUCAGAGCCACACUCGGAGGCUUGCGUGCGCCUUUUCUUUUAAUCAUAUGCCCAUCUAUUUAAAAUUGCCAACUAUGACUUUUGUCUAUUUAUGAAGAAGACCUGAGGACAGAAAUGCAGUCGAUCAGAAAGUGUGUGUGGUUUGGGGUUUGGUCGGGGUUUGGGUUCUUCAUGUUGUUUGCAGCUGUUUCCUGGCCCUGGUGAACGCCUGGCCCCGUGCCCAGUGCUUCUCUCAAAUUUCUUUAUAAUAAAACUUCUGAAAAGCUG